UCUCUCUUCGUUAAAAGCCGUUUGAACGAUCAAACUAGACAGUUUACGAAAUAGUUGUCUUCUUUGUUGAGAUAGGUGUGGAUUUGAGGCCGAACUGAAAUAUUUAUCGCGUACAGUUGACUGUCAAAUUUUGAGGGUUAUGCUUUGUAAACUAUGUCAACUUUUUAAACAGUUUAUUACUUCAACACGGUUCAAACUUCGUAGACAAGGCCAUUCUGAGUUGAAUAACAACAAAUUGGAAAUCGAAAGCUAGGGAUACGCAUACGGACCUUCGACCACCGCAGAGAUUAGUAACUCUGGAUAGCUUCGCCAUGUCCUCCGGGGAUGCGUCGGAGCAAAAUCGGCGGUUCUGUGUUUUGUCUUGGGAGCAGGUGCAGCGUUUGGACUCCAUCCUUGGAGAGAGCGUCCCGAUACACGGACGCGGAAAUUUCCCCACGCUGUCUGUUCAGCCACGACAGAUCGUACAGGUGGUGAGGGCCAGACUGGAGGAGAGCGGGGUAGUGGUUCGUGAUGUGAAACUCAACGGCUCCGCAGCCAGCCACGUGCUACACCAGGACACAGGCCUGGGAUACAAGGACCUGGACCUGAUCUUUGGACUGAGUCUGACUGACGACAGGACCUUUCGCCUGGUGAAGGAUGUGGUGCUGGACAGCCUGCUGGACUUCCUGCCAGCAGGCGUCAGCCGCGAGCGCAUCACCGCCCUCACCCUGAAGGAGGCGUACGUGCAGAAGCUGGUGAAAGUGUGCAAGGACACAGACCGCUGGAGCCUCAUCUCCCUCUCCAACAACACGGGCAAGAAUGUGGAGCUCAAGUUCGUCGACUCGCUACGCCGGCAGUUCGAGUUCAGCGUAGAUUCCUUCCAGAUCGGCCUGGACUCGCUGCUGCUGUUCGACCGCUGCUCCGAGACGCCCAUGUCCGAGAGCUUCCACCCCACUGUGCUGGGCGAGAGCAUGUACGGCGACUUCGAAGAGGCGCUGGGCCAUCUGCGCUCCAAGAUCAUCGCCACGCGCAGCCCCGAGGAGAUCCGCGGUGGCGGUCUGCUGAAGUACUGCCACCUGCUGGUGCGCGGCUUCCGGCCCGCCUCACCGGCACACAUGAAGACGCUGCAGCGAUACAUGUGCUCGCGCUUUUUCAUUGACUUCCCCGACGUGGGCGAGCAGCGGCGAAAGCUGGAGGCCUACCUGCAAAACCACUUCAGUGGUAUGGAGCACAAGCGCUACGAGUGCCUGGCCACACUGCGCCGUGUGGUGGACGAGAGCACCGUGUGCCUGAUGGGCCACGAGCGCCGGCAGACGCUGGCACUCAUCUCCGCGCUGGCUCUGCGGGCACUCGCUGAGCAGCACGCCAUCCCAGCACUGGCCAACGUCACCUGCUACUACCAGCCAGCGCCCUACGUGCGCGACGUCAACUUCAGCAACUACUACGUGCCCUCGCCUGUGCCCACCUGCAGCAGCUCGUACCCCACGUGGUUGCCCUGCAGCUGAGUGUCGGGACAUGUUCUAUGGAUGAGACACUGUCUUUGAAGGGGUUGGCCCAUCUUUUUAGGGUCUACCUUGCAUUGUGGACAGGAGGAGAUGAGAGGGAAAAUGUAAAUGUAUAAUUUUUCUUUUUUGCCAAAUCUUCAAAAUGCUACUACUUAUCUCUCGUCCCCCCUCUAAGUUAUAAUGAACACUGCUGUACAGUAAAACCAGUUCGAGCCAGUCUGUGUUGUUUUUCUGCUCCAUGUUUCUGCAUCCCUUUUUGGGACUUUUUAGUUGGUGUGCUGAAGACCGAAGGAAGGGGUAAAGUACUCCACAGAACCUUUCUCUAUUUCUUUGUGUAAUCCAUUUGUAUUUUACAUGAAGUGUUUAACUUAUAAAACUAUUCUCUUCUUCUGGGAGAUAAACAGAAAAAGACAAGAAAAAAAAGAAAAUCUCCACAAAUCUCCACACCAGACUGUGGCUGAAUGUGCAGAAGACUGUGGUUUCCAAUCUUCCCUCUUAUUUGAAUUUCCUGAGGACCAAAGAUUUUAAUUGUAGUUCUGUGACUGGAACAUUACUUCUGUGAUUUACAAGUGCCUGAAACCAACCACACAGAGAAUUAAAAAUGGUGAAUUUUUCAACCAAG
This is a messenger RNA of Electrophorus electricus (electric eel), 2106 nucleotides long. It is a transcript of the gene tent5bb, whose product is annotated as terminal nucleotidyltransferase 5Bb. Gene Ontology annotation, biological process: mRNA stabilization. Gene Ontology annotation, molecular function: RNA binding; poly(A) RNA polymerase activity. The record is from RefSeq and is a predicted model, not a curated record. Lineage: Eukaryota; Metazoa; Chordata; Actinopteri; Gymnotiformes; Gymnotidae.